Columba livia (rock pigeon) is the source of this 5208-nucleotide messenger RNA. It is a transcript of the gene OPHN1, whose product is annotated as oligophrenin 1. The transcript has 25 exons. The record is from RefSeq and is a predicted model, not a curated record. Gene Ontology annotation, biological process: actin cytoskeleton organization; regulation of synaptic transmission, glutamatergic; synaptic vesicle endocytosis. Lineage: Eukaryota; Metazoa; Chordata; Aves; Columbiformes; Columbidae. Gene Ontology annotation, cellular component: actin cytoskeleton; cytoplasm; dendritic spine. Gene Ontology annotation, molecular function: GTPase activator activity; protein binding. Bases 198 to 2678 code for a protein of 826 amino acids.
GUCUCGGUGCCGCGCAGGCGGGCGGCCGGCGGGGAGCUCCGCCCGCCCGAGGCUCCCGGGGCAGGGCUGGGCCGGGGGCGGUGCCCGGCGGGAUGGCCGCGGCGCGGGCUGCCCGGGGCGGAGGGCGGGCGCCGUAGCCGCAGCCGCCCGCCCCGCAGCGCGGCGGAGCCGGCGGGAGGAGCGGGCGCCGCGGAGCCAUGGGGCACCCGCCGCUGGAGUUCAGCGACUGCUACCUGGACAGCCCCGACUUCCGAGAGCGGCUCAAGUGCUACGAGCAGGAGCUGGAGCGGACCAACAAAUUCAUCAAGGAGGUGAUCAAGGACGGCAACGCGCUCAUCGCCGCCAUCCGGGCAGUGUUUCAGAAAACCUGUGUUUGCUGCCGUGGUGAUAGUUCCUUUGUUACUGGGUCUGCAAUGGACAAGAACAAAAAUACACCCAGAUCACCGUUCUUGUCAGGUUACUCCUCGGCAGUACAGAAGUUCUCCCAGACUUUGCAGUCCUUUCAGUUCGACUUUAUUGGUGACACACUAACGGAUGAUGAGAUUAAUAUUGCCGAGUCCUUUAAGGAGUUUGCAGAGCUGCUCCAGGAGGUAGAGCUGGAGAGGUCCAUGAUGGUACAAAACGCUAGUGAUUUGCUGAUCAAACCUUUGGAAAACUUUCGGAAGGAGCAAAUAGGAUUCACCAAGGAAAGAAAGAAGAAGUUUGAGAAGGAUGGUGAGAAGUUUUAUUCUAUGCUGGAUCGCCAUUUGCAUUUGUCUUCCAAAAAGAAGGAAUCCCAGUUACAGGAGGCUGACCUUCAGGUUGACAAAGAGAGACACAACUUCUUUGAGUCCUCGCUCGAGUAUGUGUACCAGAUCCAGGAAGUGCAAGAAAGCAAGAAGUUCAGCAUUGUCGAACCGGUGCUGGCUUUUCUCCACAGCCUCUUCACUUACAACAACCUGACGGUGGAGCUCACGCAGGAUUUCCUCCCUUACAAACAGCAGCUCCAGCUCAGCCUGCAGAAUACCAGGAAUCACUUUUCCAGCACACGGGAGGAGCUGGAAGACCUGAAGAAGAGGAUGAAGGAAGCUCCCCUGACCUGCAAGCUCCCUGGGCAGCCGACCAUCGAGGGCUACCUGUACACCCAGGAGAAAUGGGCGCUGGGCAUCUCCUGGGUGAAAUACUACUGCCAGUAUGAAAAAGAGGCAAAGACCUUACGGAUGACGCCCAUGGACCAGAAGCCUGGAGCUAAACAAGGCACCUUAGACCUGACCCUGAAAUCCUGUGUAAGAAGAAAGACGGACUCCAUAGACAAAAGGUUUUGUUUUGACAUUGAAACUAAUGAAAGGUCUGGGACCAUCACGCUGCAGGCGCUGUCGGAAGCCAACCGCAGGCUGUGGAUGGAGGCCAUGGACGGGAAGGAGCCGAUCUACCACAGUCCCAUCACAAAACAGGAGGAAAUGGAGCUCAACGAGGUCGGCUUCAAGUUCGUGCGGAAAUGCAUCAACGCGGUGGAAACAAAAGGGCUCGCUACCGAGGGCGUGUACCGGACCGUGGGCAGCAACAUCCAGGUGCAGAAGCUGCUGAACGCCUUUUUUGAUCCAAAAUGUCCAGGGGACGUGGAUCUCCAAAGUGGCGACUGGGACAUCAAGACAAUCACCAGCUCACUCAAGUUCUAUCUCAGGAACCUGUCUGAGCCCGUCAUGACGUACAAGCUUCACAAAGAGUUGGUCCUGGCUGCCAAGUCCGAGAACCUGGAUUACAGGCUGGGAGCCAUUCAUGCUCUGGUCUAUAAACUGCCUGACAAGAACAGAGAGAUGUUAGAGCUCCUCAUACAACACCUCGUCAACGUGUGCGAGCACAGCCGGGAGAACCUGAUGUCCCCGUCUAACAUGGGGGUGAUAUUUGGACCGACCCUCAUGCGGGCCCAGGAGGACACCGUGGCAGCGAUGAUGAACAUCAAGUUCCAGAACAUCGUGGUCGAGAUCCUCAUCGAGCACUUUGGGAAGAUCUACUCCGGCCCUCCCGAAGACACCGCCGCCCCCCCAGUGCCCCCUCCCAGGGUGGCUGCCCGGCGGCACAAGCCCAUCACCAUCUCCAAACGUCCUCUGAGGGAAAGACCCGUCUUCUUCGGAGCUUCUGUGGAAGACAGCGGAGGAGACCGGCACGGCCAGACCCCCAACGGCAGCGGUGGCACCGAGGUCCCUAAGCCGCUGCUCCGCAGCCGCCCGCCCGCGCCCCGGCCCGGGGGCGACGAGCCGCGUCCCCCCAGCGAGGGCCGGCCGGAGGCAGAGGUGGGACGGCUGGUGGCCAGGCUGCAGGAUGGGGCAGCCAAGCCUGGCAAGGCAGCCAACGGGCUGGUGGCCAACCCAGCCCUGCGGACCAACACGCUGCAGGCCAGGAGACCCGCUCCGCGGCCGGGGAUCCACGGCAGAGAGGGCGAGUGCGACGGUGUCCCCAAGCCGCGAUCCCAUGGCGAUAAGCCCGUGAUAACGCGUCCCCCCGUGAGACCUCCGGACCCCCCGUGCAGGGCUCCUGUCCCCGCCCGGCUGGAGCAGAGGCCGGAUCUGAUCGCAGGGACAGCGGAGGAGAUGCCUUCAUCCGUGGUGGCCUCUAGGACAAAGUUCUUUGAGACGGCUUCGCGCAGGGGCGGCAGUUCUCCAUCACCGCAAGGCAGGAUCCCAGGUGACGAGAGCUGAUGCUGAAGCCUGUGUAUCCUCCUCAGCCCAGCGAGACCCGGGAGAUUUUCUGUGCUUGUGAACAGAAGUGUCUCAGCUGAGACGUUGCCAGUUCCAGUGCCCCUCAGAGCAGCUAACUUUCCGGAUGAUUCCCGAGCAUGCUGUUAGAAGUGGCUCAAGAAAUUAGAAGAGAGGGAGAUGAAGAUGGAGAGAAGACCCUACGCACACGUUUGUUUGAACUUUCCCCAUCUGUCACCCCUCGACUCCACGCGGGCUGGACGACGCUCGUGUGCCCGCGGGGCUGGGAGCGGCCGUGGUCCUGCUCGCGUGUUGGGACGCGCGCCCUGGCCGGGGUGACCUCGGGCUGACGUUGGACUGGAAGCGCGAGGGGCUGACUCCCUGUGCCGGGAUGCAGGGGUAGGGCGACCGGAGUUUGGGUUGGCCCCUACCCAUGAGAAGCUCCUUCUUUAUGUUGUUUUCCUCGCUCAAUAAGCUAUCGUGUGUUUGUCAGUGUGUAGGAGAGCAGCGCAUGUUACUGGAAAUGCUGCUUGUGCUAAGGCAGGACAGGGACUGUGGGACCCUCGUGCUCAGCUCUGGGGACAGCUCUCCAUCUCCUUCCUGGUGUCAGCUGCCCCUGUCCCGGCAGAUGCGGUGCCGGGGGCUCUGCCUGCACGGGGCCGUGUCCCCUGCCCGUGGGUCAGCUUUGCUGGGCGGGCCAGCGGCCUCCGAGAGCACGGCCGGGAGGAGGCAGCAGACAGCCUUCCUCCUUGUUGUCCUCAUCCUCCUCAUCCGCCUAGUCGUCCUCAUCCUCCUCUUCCUCCUCCUCCCGCCGCGUGAGCCGCUCUCCCACCAGCUCCACUUCUCUGGGCCCACCCAGAAGCCUCCGUGCCCAGAGUUACUCUGGUGGGCCAGCACGGAGGUGAUGAGGAACCGACACUUGCCGAAUACGGGCCAAAGCCCACUGUUUUUCAAAGAGGCGCCCGGUUUCUUGUUUGCUUGUUACAUUGAGUUACAAUCCAGGAGAUGUCCAGUCUCCUUUUCCUGAGCAGCGACUGUGUAGGUGAUGCCCUGCGGUCUGGCAGGGUUUCUCCUGCCAGGACCCCUGAUAAGAGUGGAGGCUUGUUUGUGGUUCCAGCUGACACCAGGGCUUGUUCUGAGCCAUAGCAUUUCCCUGUAAAUAGGCAACAGGCGCCUUCCCUGCUUCCCCUCACCAGCCCAAAGGCAGCUUCACCAUUUUGAAUGAUUUUCCAUGGGUGCUGGGACCAUUCCCAAACCAGUGACCAAACCUCCCUGGCAGCUGCAUCCUGGGUGCUCCAUCCCUCAAGCAUCCCACCCUGCCCGGUGUGGUUUGCUGGGGAUGUGCCGUGGUCCCUGCUGUGCUGUGUCCUGCCGCUCGCCGUGUGUCUGUGCCCGGGGAUGUGCCGUGGUCCCUGCUGCGCCGUGUCCUGCCGCUCGCCGUGUGUCUGUGCCCGGGGAUGUGCUGCGGUCCCUGCUGCGCUGUGUCCUGCCGCUCGCCAUCUGUCCGUGUCCCGCGCCCGGCUGCUCUGCCGCUGAAUGUAACUCUGGCCUUGCGGUCACACGUGUCGUGUCCACGGUGCUGCCGCUGCCACGGGCUGCUCGCUCCUGUGCUCCUGCUUGGACAGUGGCAUGUAAAAGUGGCUUUAAAAAAACCAAUGUGAUAUCAAUGCCUGGACUGUGUAACACACACUGGCAUCUCAGGGCUUUGCGAAGCUCCGGUGAGCCGUUCUGCAGCCGCCUCUGGCCAGCGCCCGGGGAGCGAGCGGCACCAAACCACGUUGUGUUGUUCUGAUCAGGUGUCUGAGGGCGGCGAGACUGUGAGCCCGCGGGCCUGAGGCAGCACAGAGGUUCCAACCAGCCCCAAAUGGCUGGGGGUGCUGGGGACGCCUCCCAGGGUGGCUUUGUCACCUCCUCCUGGGCUGGCUGUCCCAGAGGCCACCGUUUCCCUGACACCGUCCCCUGUGCCUGCGGGUUUGGGCAGUGCCGGGGUCCCAGGGAGCGUGGUGGCUCUGCUGGUGGCACCUGCAGUGCCCGUCCUGCUGGGAACAGUGGCUGCUGUGCCCCCCUGCUGCUCAUGGAUGGUGACACUUGUGUCCCCUGCCCAGCACUGCCCCGUGGGACAGCCGGGUCUGUGGGAAGGGAGAAACGUGGGGGAGUUUGGUUUUCAAUCUGACAUUGUGAACAAUGGAGGGAAACAGCUUGUUAGAAAUGGAUUUUGUGGUGACCUCCUGAAGUCGUUUGUCAUGUGUGUCUGUGGUGGUUUCCUCCUGCAUGCACAGCGGAGCGCUGGGACCAGCGGCAGUGGGGCUGUGCGGGGCUGUGCUGGGCUGUGCUGGGCUGUGCUGGGAUGUACUGGGCUGUGCUGGGCGGUGCGGGGGCCAUGGGGCGCAGUCCCACUGCUGGGGACAUGGAGUGACACGGGGACGCGGGGUUGGCCCUGUGCAGGGCCCUGGACGUCGCCGUCAGAGCCGUCUGUCAUGUAAAGCGUAGGCUACUCCAAGUGUUUAUAAAGUUUCCACGAGUUAAAAAGAAA